AUGAGGUUCUCGCCGCUGAACGGCGCUCAAGCCAUUACGCUGAACCGCGAGGCGAAUUGGACUUUGACAUUCGGCGAAGGUAGCUACCGCUUCGAAGCCUCUUACAACUAUCCGCAAUUGGAGCAGCUCAGCCCUCAAGAAGUUCUCAACGACGCGUCUUCCGGCUUGAUUGCAGAGAACCCAGACCAAACCACCUCUUUGUCAUUCCUCUCAUACUCCAACAAGCUACUGGCUGGCACAUGGCGCUUCCUCACCUACUUUGGUCGAGACAGUAUGCUUUCACUGCUGUUGAUGCAGCCCGUUCUCAGCGAAGCGGCCAUCGAAGCCGUCAUCGGAGCUGUCCUCGAGCGAGUCAAUCGCACUGAUGGUACCGUAUGUCAUGAGGAGGUCCUCGGCGACUACGCGACGUGGCUCAACAGGAAGAAGGGAAUCAACUCCAGCGCACCUGGCUGUGACUACAAGAUGAUCGACACGGACUUCAUGCUUCCAAUUUCCAUGAACAGCUACUUCGUAGAUACAGAUGCUGGAAAGAAUCGUUCGGAUGCUUUCUUCAGCAAGACCGCAACAUUCCUAGUCGAGAACGACGGACUGGCGUAUUCUGAGCUGGCCCAGUUCACCGCCGAAAAGAUCAUGCGGAUUGCUGCACCAUUUGCGCAGAGUCAAGUCAAGGAAAACCUCAUCCACCUCAACGAAGGCGAGAUAGUCGGCGAGUGGCGCGACUCUAGUAAUGGCCUCGGAGGAGGUCGCAUCCCGUACAACGUCAACACCGCGCUUGUACCAGCAGGACUUCGGGCUAUCGCAAGUUUGAGCCGCGCGGGCUUCUUCUCCGACCACCCGGACUGGUGCGAAGAGGCUGACAAGUACGCCCAGAUUUGGGAGGAUGAGACGCUACGCUUCUUCGAAGUCACCGUCCCGCAGGCCGACGCCAAAUCUCUUGUUGAGGACUACGUCUCGAACGCCAACCUUACCCUCCCAACAAAUGUCGACAAGAUCACAAGCGAUAUCACAUACUACGGCGUCGCCCUUGACGGCGAAGUCGGUGCACCCAUUGUGCCCGUCAUCAAUAGCGAUGACUGCUUCCGCCACUUCCUCCUCGACACCACGAACCAAACCCAGCUGACGGCAUACAUCAGCCAGACCGCCGAUCACAUCCUUCAACCUUUCCCGGUUAGCCUAUCGAGCGACAUUGGACUAUUCGUUGCGAACCCUGCGUACGCUGGAAAUGCGACAUUCGAAGCAGGUUUCUCAACGGACGACUACCACGGCACUGUGGUAUGGAGCUGGCAGCUUGCCAUGAUGGGUGCUGGGCUUGCGCGACAACUUGGUCGAUGCGAUAAGGAGGGUGCACCUGGUAAGUCGACAUCCUGA
Alternaria ventricosa is the source of this 1368-nucleotide messenger RNA. RefSeq lists its product as uncharacterized. The coding region runs from base 1 to 1368 and encodes 455 amino acids. The record is from RefSeq and is a predicted model, not a curated record. Lineage: Eukaryota; Fungi; Ascomycota; Dothideomycetes; Pleosporales; Pleosporaceae. The transcript has 2 exons.